AUGGUGGUCCAUGUAGCUCUUGCCCAGGGAUCCAAUUGUCAAGUCUCAGUCCUGACGCGAGACACCUCAUCGUCUUCAAGCCACGCCUUGCAGUCCGCAUUCCCGACCGUCAAGCUUCUGCAGGGCUCGUACACCACCGGGGCCGGUCUGCGUACCGCUCUCGCCGACCAGGACGUGGUCUACUUCAACAUCGACAGCUUCAGUGUCGGCGAGCCGUUCGAGUAUUUCUGGACCUUUCGCGCCUACGAGAUUGCGGUCCAGAGUAACGUCAAGUGGUUAAUUUACGCUGGCACGGGUCCGGUCGACAAGUUUGUCGCCCAUGGCUUCGCCGAAGAAUAUCGCAACAGCCACAACCUGGUGGCGGGACGGCUGACCGGCUGGCUCACCGCACAGCCCUUGGACCGGCUCGCCUGGUCGAUCAUCAUCGGCGGGGUGUAUGCCGAGAUGUUGAAUCGAUUGUUGAAGCCCGUCCCGCGCGGGGACGGAUACGUGUUCCAGUUGCCGCUGCACAAGGAAUCGGUCAUGCCGCUGGUUCCCCUGGACAACUACGGUGAGACGGUCAAGUGGGCACUGGAGCACCCACGCGAGAGCGUUGGGAGACUCGUCUCCGCCAGCCCGUUCCAGGUGACCUUUGACCAAGUGGCCGAGGCGCUGGAGCAAUACACCGGCAAGAAGACGGAGUUCCAGCCCGUGACGCUGGCCGCGUGGAUGGAGCACGUCUCCGCGAGCAUCGACCCCGAGGCCAGAUUGCCGCGGAACGCGGCGUCGGACGACACGACGGCCUUUACAUUUCGCACAUCGUUUGGUGCGCGGUGGAGCAUCUGGCGCGACAAUCGGGUCCGUGAGACGAAAGGAGAUGGUUCUCCGCAGCAGCAACAGCAACAGCAGCAGUGGGCAGAGGUGCCCCCGGGGUUGUCCAAAUACGAGACGUUGCAGGAGUGGAUGGUGGGCGUCGAGUAUAAUCCGGCUCACUUCUCAACGAGCUUCAAGGGCAAAUCAAAUUAUGAGGAGGGAGUUUGA
Messenger RNA from Fonsecaea erecta, 1020 nucleotides. RefSeq lists its product as hypothetical. Lineage: Eukaryota; Fungi; Ascomycota; Eurotiomycetes; Chaetothyriales; Herpotrichiellaceae. The record is from RefSeq and is a predicted model, not a curated record. The transcript has a single exon. Bases 1 to 1020 code for a protein of 339 amino acids.